Bolinopsis microptera is the source of this 2338-nucleotide messenger RNA. RefSeq names its product acetyl-CoA acetyltransferase-like. The record is from RefSeq and is a predicted model, not a curated record. Gene Ontology annotation, molecular function: acetyl-CoA C-acetyltransferase activity. Bases 815 to 1993 code for a protein of 392 amino acids. Gene Ontology annotation, cellular component: mitochondrion. Lineage: Eukaryota; Metazoa; Ctenophora; Tentaculata; Lobata; Bolinopsidae. The transcript is spliced from 11 exons. Gene Ontology annotation, biological process: fatty acid beta-oxidation.
AGAUAAGGUAUGUCGUCCGCGGUAGCAGAAUCUGCAAAGAUUCCGCGUCCUGUUAUGAAAGGUCGUCAUGAAAAGCACUUGGCAAAAGGUAUCGCACUUUCUCUAGGAGCUGCCAGCAUCAGUGGCGCUCUUUUUGCUUACUACGGUAUCUACAAACAUCAUAUUUGGUGGAUGAAGUACUGGGGAAACUUUGACCACGAAGCUAGGAAAGAAAGAAUCUCUGUAAACGAGGAUGUGUAUUUCCAGAAGUGGGAGUACUGGUGGAGAACUGGAGAGUGGGUUGGUAACGGUCACGUGGUCCCUCCAGCACUCCCCCUCGGCACCGCCCUCGGAGCUCAUCCUCGGCUCAUCCGCAAGGAAUAAUGACCACAGCUACUUUUUGGUACAGGAUUGAGCCUGACAAGAGACUCUUAAUUGUAAAGUGACAGUACGGGAUCGGAACAUAAUUUAGGUUUUAAAAUUCGUGGUGUCAUCGGAGAUUGUACAUACGGUUAUCUUAGUUUCCCCACCUUUCGUUUCUAACUUAUUCAUCAAACUUCGUAUCUAGUUUAGAGAUAAUUUGAUUGUGAUCACAUCUAAAUUUGUUACCUCAGAUGUUUUAUUGAUUCAGAGAAUUAUAUAACUCGAUGUACUUCUCAAUCUGCCAAGAUACAAACAUCCACCCCCGCAGUACAAUUUCCUACAUAAAUGUGAACCCUCACUUAUCCUCUUAGCAUUGGUGUCCUAUAUACAAACUUAUGAUUUUCUUGUGCUGUGGCGAUAUUUAAUUCGUGCUGAUUCCGUCUAUCCUUACUCCCUUAUCUCAUCAGUAGAUAUGUCAGGAGUAGCGAUUGUGUCAGGAUGCCGUACCCCCAUAGGAGACUUCAACAAGUCCUUGAGCAGUAUUAGUCCGGCAGAGUUGGGAGGAAUUGCCAUAUCUGGUGCUCUGAGCAGAGCUCGAGUGGAGCCCACCGAGGUGGGCCUCUGUGUAAUGGGACAGGUCCUCUAUGCUGGUGAAGGACAGUGUCCGGCUCGUCAGGCAGCGGUGAGGGCUGGCAUUCCUCACAGUGUUCCCUCUUUUAACGUUAACAUGGUGUGUGGUAGCGGCAUGGUAGCUAUUGUCAACGCUCACAAUCAUAUUCUGCUCAAUCCUAACGAUAUCGUCGUGGCAGGAGGACAGGAAAGUAUGAGUAGAGCUCCUCAUUUAAUGCAAAUCAGAUCUCCUAAACCUAUGGGGAAUACUGAAUGUAAGGAUUCGAUGGUGCACGAUGCGUUGACCUGUCCUUUCAAUCAAUACCACAUGGGUAUUACUGCUGAGAAUGUUGCUGAAAAGUAUGAGAUUUCCAGACAUGAUCAGGACACGUUUGCUGCCUUAUCCCAAACCAGAGCAAACGAGGCAAUGAAUAACGGCAUCUUUUCUGAUGAGAUAGUUCCUGUCAAAAUCACGACUCGCAAGGCAACUACCAUGAUGGAAAAAGACGAGCACCCCAGAGAGACUACACUUGAUGGACUUAAAAAACUGAGACCCUGCUUUAAAACGGAUGGCACUGUUACCCCUGGGAACUGCUCCAGUAUUAAUGACGGAGGAUCGGCAUGUGUUCUUAUGUCACGUGAUCUGACGUCAUCACGUGGUGCGGAGACUCUGGGAUACAUCGUCUCCUCCGCCAUGGUGGGUUGUGAUCCCGCCUUCAUGGGAAUGGGACCUGUUCCUGCUGUGCGAGCUGCUAUUGAAAAGGCAGGUUGGCGACUGGAAGAUGUUGAUCUGUUUGAGAUAAACGAGGCGUUUGCUGCUCAAUCUGUAGCUGUUGUUAAAGAACUUGGAAUCCCUGUUACCAAAGUUAACAUCAACGGAGGUGCUAUUGCUUUAGGGCACCCCGUCGGAGUAUCUGGAAACAGGAUCGUGAUAACACUUCUGUACAGUCUAGCUAGAUUGGGACUAAAACGGGGCGUUGCUUCUCUGUGUAUCGGUGGGGGUAUGGGCAUUGCUCUAUGUUUGGAAAGAGAAGUGAACUAAUGCUUUUUGGACUGAAAUUAUACAACAGUUGAUAUUCAUAUAUAAAUAUAUUUGAGAAUUCAGAUUUUUGUUAGAUUUACAGAAUUAGAUAGUUUGGUUUUCUUUUACAUAAAUCUCUAGUAUAAAGGAGACCCUGGUCAUUAUGUUAAUAUUAUUAUAAAGAUUGAAGUUGUGGCAGAUGUUUUGGGGAGACCAUAUGUUCGUUCAGUAAUGAGUGCAUUUUUAACAAGGAUUCUGCAAUAUUCGUUCAAUAAGCAGUGCUUUUAUUUAUUUAUCGUUUUGUAGGGGUAUAAUUGAUUCAAUGUUUUCUGUUGGUAGAUUCUGUUCGAAUUUCAUCUACUUUAA